AUGACGGGAGAAAAACGCAAACCGACAGAUAAGGGCGAAGGCGAGGCGGGUGUUGUCGACAAUGCUACCAAUUACAGUAAUACCAGCCUGAGUGACGAACAGCCACUACCGAAACGUGCUCGCACGACGUCCGAACUACCUGAUGUUAAUGGCAUCAUCCUCGAAGAGUUCGUCGAGAGUUAUCUUCCCAAGAAGUGCUCCAACGAUAAAGAAAAGGCUUAUAUACUCCAUAACCUCGUUCAUGAACUCUCUAGUAACUCCCAGUGGGAGGAGGUCCUCAACCUCGAAUUCAAAGUUUUGGACCACUGCAAGACUGCUGUUACGAACGAUGCCGAUUUGGGGAACAUUGUCAGCGAUGGUUUCAAGGCGAACGAUUGGAAGCCGCUCUUCAACGACCUGAGAUUAAGACGAGAACGAGAAAUCCUUCAACCUUCAACUAGUGCUGAAUCGAACCGAUCCAUGGAAACUGACAGAUCCGUGGCAACCAACAUACAAUAUUUCAAAGAAGCGUUUGAAAAGGAUUACUGUACCCCAAAUCCCGGUAUUCUUCUACGUGCCAUGGACGAAUACGAUCUAGGCAUGCGCCGCCCCUAUAAUCGCUCGUUCUCCGUUGUCCAAUCGUCGGGGAUGGGCAAGUCGCGCCUGAUGGAUCACUCUGCCACACUUCGGUUCGCGAUUCCUUUCAACCUCCAUGAAGACAUGGAGUCCGGUGCAACUUAUCCUCCGUUUGACUACGAAGUCCGCAAGUUUCUCACGACAGAAUUUGAGCGCGAAGUGGAUGCCAUAACACGACCGCUUGUCUUCUUACAAGCCCUUUUUAACGAAACAGUCGCCGAACUUCAAUCCCAAAAAACAAAAAUCACAAAGGGAACGCCACAAGAGAUUGCUAGCAAAUGGUACAAGUGGAUGAACGUCGGGUCGACUGUAGAUAACGUUGGUACAAAUAGAACCAUGCUCUAUGACCGAGUGGUAGCAAAAGCCCGAAAGCUGGAACAAGAACCUGUGGAUCACCAGAAGCCUCUUGAACAUCGUGAAAAAGCGCUGAACACCGCAGCUCGAUCACUGGUCGAUUGUUUACAAAAGCUCUACAACUAUCCAAUCCCAUUUUGUGCAAUUGUCUACUUUGACGAAGCCCACACCUUAUCUAAAUCACUGCCGGAAAAAUCACACCAACGAACCCCCUACUAUGCUUUGAUGCACGUGUUGAACAUGAUUAACGACAAGCAGAUCUUCUUUGUUUUCUUGUCCACCAACUCGAGUUUGAAAACUUCCGCUCCAACCAAAGCGGCGUACCCAUCGAUUCGAGUUCAAAACAACACCGAACUUAUCCCCCCUUUUUUCGAGCUACGAUUUGAUAUUUUUUGUCGAAAGUUUACAUCAGAGGCAAAGGAAGCUGGCAAAUUGACCCUGGAAGGUGUUUGUGACCUGGGACAGAUGGCUAAAUUUGGUCGCCCUAUGUGGCAUUCGUACUAUCAAAGCCUCCCGGAAGACGAAAAGCACAAAAUGAUUGAUCUAGCAGUGCUGAAGUUGCGAGGUGAUGAUCAUAACAAUGCAGACCUGGCGGCACUUGAUUCCCGCGUUCUCAUUCCCUUUGAUCCCUACCAGCUGGUCUCACGUACAACAGAGGUUGAACUCGUGAGGUCGCAUAUGCGAUGCAUCUAUAACAUACCUGCAGACCGACAAUUCGUACGUUCUGCAUAUCUAUCCGAACCGGUGCUCUCGGAAGCAGCAGCGGUUAUCCUCAAUUCGCCCCGGUCCGGUGUCCGUCCAGGCCGGUCCAUUGUCGAUGAGGCCCCGCGUAUACUUGCGAAUGCUUUGACAACUGGCUUGCUUGCCAAGGGGGAACGUGGAGAGCUAAUUGCUCGAACCCUUCUGACUGUCGCACACGACGAGGCUGCCAAGCUCCAUUCGGGCUCGAAAUCUGAGCGGCUGCGGUACCAUCGCCCAAUCCGACUAGUACACUUUUUGGAGAAGCUUCUCGCACCCGAAGUCUGGAAUUUGGUCCGCCAAGCCACUCCGGUUCACGCAUACAAGGAUGAUCCCAAACUCGAAGUCGCCUUUGACAAGAGCUGGAUUAACUUUUCCCACUUUGUCGAGCUUGGUAAUCAUGAAAUGUUCAGCUGGGAAUGUGCUACUGAAAUGCUCAAGCAAGGGGCAGCGAUACAAAUCUAUGCCAAUCAGCGCAACCAGGACCUGGGAAUACCCCUUCACAAUGGUGGACUAGGCUCAGCAAUUGAUAUAGACUGCACAGGCCUCUCUCAGUAUCAGAUAAAGAAUUCCCUGACAAAUGAGAAUGUAGAACCAGAUCCAGAGGCGGCCGGAAAGUGUCCCAACACUUGCCCAAUCCUGUCAAUAGUCAUGCAACUUGGGGUGGGUGAGGGCUACAAGGGCCCCCCAGUCGAGAUUAAGACGAACCUAAUAGAAACCAACACUCCUGCUGGCAAUACACGCUCCAGCUCUGACCUGGAUGACAUCAAAUGUCGCCAUUAUUCUAUCGUGCUAUAUGGUUGUACGGCGGCCACGUACUCCUGCAUUGGUGGUCACGCGGGAACAUAUGCAAGUCUCCUUCAAAUACCAACACUGUUCCAGGACUACCCUAGAAAAACCCAACCAGAACUUCUUGAUACAGUUCACACAUUGUCGCCCCAGGUGGUGGACACGGUUUGGAAGAAUUGA
Molecule: messenger RNA, 2676 nt
Organism: Marasmius oreades (fairy-ring Marasmius)
Lineage: Eukaryota; Fungi; Basidiomycota; Agaricomycetes; Agaricales; Marasmiaceae
Exons: 7
Coding region: 1-2676 (891 amino acids)
Source: RefSeq, a predicted model, not a curated record